AUGUCGGAUGAUCGGUGUGAUGGGUUGAUGGGUUGGAUCGGUGUGGUCGCUGUUGGAAUGAUCGGUGUGUUCGGUGUCGGUGUGGUGUUUGCUGUUUGCUGUCGGGGUCUUUGUCGGUGUCGUUGGUGUCGGUGUCGGCUUCGGUUCCGUCGAUGUUCUGGCGGUGUGGUCAGUUCCGGUGUCGCUGUGAGUGGCGUCGAUGCGAUCGGUGUCGGUGUGUUCGGUGUCGGUGUGAUCGGUGUGGUCGGUGUCGGAUUGAUCAGUUUGAUCGGUUUGAUCGGUGUCGGUGUGAUGUUUGUUGUUGUAGUCCUUGUCGGUGACGGUGUCGGUGUCGUCGGUGUUUGUGAAGGUAUUGGUGUCGUCGGUGUUUGUGUCGGUGUGGUCGGUGUCGGGCUGGUCAGUGUCGGUGUGAUCGGUUUCGGUUUGAUCCGUGGCAAUGUGAUCGGUUUGAUCAGCAUGUUUCUGUGGCCAGUGUCGGUGUGA
Symbiodinium sp. CCMP2592 is the source of this 483-nucleotide messenger RNA. NCBI's taxonomy places the organism in Eukaryota, Dinophyceae, Suessiales, Symbiodiniaceae. The record is from the annotation of a GenBank genome assembly.